AUGGAUGGACACAAAAGGCUCAUGCAAGUCAUCCAUGAAAUGCAGUCUGAGAUCAUCAAGCUAGUAGAAGAAAACCAAGCCCUUCGGGGGGAAUUACAGUUUGGUGGGCAGAAGGAAACAAGGCGAGAAGAGGGUGCAAGAGAGAAUGCUCAAAAGGAAGAACCCUGGAGCCUCUCAAACUCAGGUGAAGGGACCACUGGCUCUUUAGGGGCUCUGCGCAGGAGUGUUUCAGCUGGCUCUGCUUUGACUCUACAAGAACAAAAAGAUAACAUUAUGACUGUCAGGCGUUAUUCCAUCUCGUCUGUGCCUUCACUUCUCAGCAAUAAACACCAUAAACUUGAUAAGAGGAAUCCUUUCAAGGCAUCUCUUGAAUUUAAGGGGUUAAACAAACCACCGGUCUUUACCACAGAUGGACCAUUUUCCAACAAAGAAGAUAAAGGUUUUGCAAAACUCCCAUCAAAUCAAAAGAGAUCUUUCCAAGAUCAAGUUUUCAAGUGCAGGGGAAAAGUAAAGGCUGUCAGUUUCUUGUUGUCACCUUAUUCAGGAAAUCAAGGUUCUUUCAAAUGCUUACAAAGUCAGAACCCAAAACAGUUAAGCACCAUUAUUGAAAAGGACGUGUGA
Python bivittatus (Burmese python) is the source of this 621-nucleotide messenger RNA. RefSeq names its product coiled-coil domain containing 195 (gene CCDC195). Lineage: Eukaryota; Metazoa; Chordata; Lepidosauria; Squamata; Pythonidae. The record is from RefSeq and is a predicted model, not a curated record.